This is a messenger RNA of Diceros bicornis minor, 855 nucleotides long. It is a transcript of the gene CISD3, whose product is annotated as CDGSH iron sulfur domain 3. NCBI's taxonomy places the organism in Eukaryota, Metazoa, Chordata, Mammalia, Perissodactyla, Rhinocerotidae. The transcript is spliced from 5 exons. Gene Ontology annotation, molecular function: 2 iron, 2 sulfur cluster binding. Bases 1 to 639 code for a protein of 212 amino acids. Gene Ontology annotation, cellular component: intracellular membrane-bounded organelle. The record is from RefSeq and is a predicted model, not a curated record.
AUGGCACAUGCCGGUACCAAAGGGGGCGCCAGGAGAGCCCCCUCCACACUCCCCAGGAGACCCGAGGAGGCUGCUGGGCUGGCACCUCCACUCGGCUUCCGGCGGCCGGGGCCGGACCGGACCGCGCAGGCCGCCGCCCCACCCGCGCGGACCCGGCGGCGUCUUCCGGGCCGAGGCGGGGCCGGGCCGGCCGGGAGGCGGGGGAAGCGGGAAGGUGACCCGGGCGCGAGGCGGAGCCGACGCAGAGCGGUCGAGGGCACCGGCAUGGGCGGCAUGGGGGCGCUCCUGCGGCCGGCGGCCUGGAAGCUGAACCAGAGGCGGGACAUCUCCUCCUGGCUGGCCAGAUGGUUCCCCAAAACCCCAGCCAAGUCUGUGGUGGCCCAGAAAACGCCCAUCAAGGUGGAGCUGGUGGCUGGGAAAACCUACAGGUGGUGUGUGUGUGGCCGCAGCAAGAAGCAGCCCUUCUGUGACGGCUCCCACUUCUUCCAACACACUGGCUUGUCCCCACUCAAGUUCAAGGUCCAGGAGACCCGCACAGUGGCUCUCUGUACCUGCAAGGCCACCCAGAAACCCCCGUACUGCGAUGGCACCCACAGGAGUGAGCGGGUGCAGAAGGCAGAAGUGGGCUCCCCGCUCUGAGGAGGUGGCUCCUGCCUAGCCCCACGCCAUUGCGGGGAAGGAAACUGAGUGCUGAGCCCAGGACGGGAUCAUCCAGGGACCACACGACCCACAGCUGGCUUGUGAAAAGACAUGGUCCCCAUAACCUGAGGUCUCUAAUCUGGGGCAGCCGGGGACAGGCCCCUGGUUCAAUGCCUGCUGGUGAAGGAGAUGGCAUUAAACAAGCAUGCUCGCCCA